This is a messenger RNA of Conger conger (European conger), 4913 nucleotides long. It is a transcript of the gene itga11b, whose product is annotated as integrin, alpha 11b. Gene Ontology annotation, molecular function: integrin binding. Gene Ontology annotation, biological process: cell-matrix adhesion; cell-cell adhesion; cell adhesion mediated by integrin. NCBI's taxonomy places the organism in Eukaryota, Metazoa, Chordata, Actinopteri, Anguilliformes, Congridae. Gene Ontology annotation, cellular component: integrin complex; external side of plasma membrane. The record is from RefSeq and is a predicted model, not a curated record.
GUGAGCCUUUAGACUGGCGCAGGAGUCCAUAAGAGCAGGGUCUGCUGCAGGGACAGGGUCUGGCCCCUCACACACUCACACAUGGAGUACUGCUACACCCUGCUGCUGUGUGCCUACAGCCUGCUCUCCGGGCUCUGCGACUGCUUCAACAUCGACAGCAAGCACCCCAAGAUCAUCCACGGCUCCGCGGAGGCCCAGUUCGGCUACACCGUGCAGCAGCACAUGGCGGGAGGGCAGAAGUGGUUGCUGGUUGGGGCACCGUCUGAAACCAGUGGGACACUCCAGACUGGUGAUGUCUACAGAUGCCCGAUAAACGGAAAGGCCAAUGGCAACUGCUCCCGACUCAACCUAGGAAGGAUAUCCCUGACCAAUGUGUCGGAGCGAAAGGACAAAAUGAGGCUGGGAAUGACACUGACCUCCAAUCCUAAAGACAGCAGCUUUGUGGCCUGUGGUCCUCUCUGGUCGUAUGAGUGUGGGAGUUCCUACUACAGCACUGGACUCUGCUCCAGAAUCAACUCCAGCUUCCGGUUCUCCCGGACCAUCGCUCCCGCCUUCCAGAGGUGUGAGACCUACAUGGAUAUUGUGAUUGUUCUGGAUGGAUCCAACUCCAUCUACCCCUGGUUUGAAGUGCGGAAUUUCCUCAUCAACAUCUUGAAGAAGUUUUACAUUGGGCCAGGCCAGAUACAGGUGGGAAUCGUGCAGUACGGGGAGAACGUGGUCCACGAGUUCCACCUGAAUGAUUUCCGCUCUGUGGAGGAGGUGGUGGAGGCGGCUCAGAAGAUCGACCAGCGCGGAGGGGAGGAGACCAACACGGCGCUGGGCAUCAACGUGGGCCGGUCGCAGGCGUUCAAGAGGGGAGGCCGCCGCGGCGCCAAGAAGGUGAUGAUCGUGAUCACGGACGGAGAGUCGCACGACAGCCCCGACCUGAAGAAGGUCAUCGAGGACUGCGAGGAAGAUGACAUCACCCGCUACGCUAUCGCCGUCCUGGGUUACUACAACAGGCGAGGGAUCAACCCUGAGGCCUUUCUGAAUGAGAUCAAGUUCAUUGCCAGCGACCCUGAUGACAAGCACUUCUUCAACGUCAAGGACGAGUCGGCCUUGAAGGACAUCGUUGAUGCGUUGGGUGAAAGGAUCUUCAGUCUGGAAGGAACCAAUAAGAAUGAGACGUCAUUUGGCCUCCAGAUGUCUCAGGCAGGCUUCUCCUCACACAUCGUGGAGGACGGGAUACUGGUGGGGGCGGUGGGGGCGUACGAUUGGAACGGCGCGGUGCUGAAGGAGACUCGUCAAGGGAAGGUCAUCCCACCCAAAUCUUCCUACCUGCAUGAGUUCCCAGAGGAGCUGAAAAACCACGGAGCAUAUCUGGGUUACACAGUGACGUCCGUGGUGUCUGCGAAGAACGGCCGGCUCUUUGUGGCCGGAGCCCCGCGCUUCAACCACACGGGAAAAGUCAUCAUCUUCACCCUGAAGAACAACGGCAACCUGACCAUCCUGCUCUCGCUGAAAGGACAACAGAUCGGCUCGUACUACGGCAGCGAGAUCGCCCCUCUGGAUGUCGAUGGCGACGGGGUGACGGACAACCUCCUGGUGGCCGCGCCCAUGUUUUUCAGCGGUGGCUGGGAGAAGGGCAAGGUGUACAUCUACAGAGUUACCGUGCAGAGCCGAUUCAUCCUGGAGGGGUCGCUGGAGAUCACGGACCGUGGACAGAACACGCGUUUCGGUUCGUCGCUGGCCCCGGUCCCUGACCUCAACGGCGACACGUACAAUGAGGUGGUCGUGGGCGCGCCUCUGGAGGAUGACCACCGGGGGGCGAUCUACGUGUUCUACGGAAAGAAGGACAGGAUACAGCGCAAGUACAAACAGGUACUGCAAGGAUUGCUGCAGGCAUCUCUCUCUCCGAGCCUGCAGUAUUUUGGCUGCAGUGUGCAUGGGCAGAUGGACUUGAAUGAGGACGGUCUGGUGGAUCUUGCAGUUGGCUCCCUAGGUUCAGCGGUGCUUCUCAGGUCUCGCAGUGUCAUCCACAUCGGCAUCAGCGUCAAAUUCGAGCCCAGAAAGAUCAACAUCUUCAACAAAGACUGCCGCAGGGGUGGGAGGGAUGUCACCUGCAUGGCCGCCGUCGUGUGCUUCAACAUUACCGCCACAACCGCCAUCCCCGCCUCACAGGAAGUGGGCCUGAAGUACAGCUCCUUCAUUGAAGAGCGGCGCUACCUCCCCCGGGCCGUGAUGGAUGACAGCGACAGACAGCAGCCCCGCAACCUGAGCCUGCUGCCCGCCGUGGAGCAGUGUGAGCACGUCUACUUCCACGUGAUGGAGAGCACCGACAAUGGUCGGCCCAUCAUCUUCAAUGUGGAAGCGGGCAUGAGGGAUUUGGUGGAGGGUCCCGUACUGGAUGAAGGUUGGCCCACCACGUUGAGGUCUGAGCUACCUUUCUGGAACGGCUGUGAUGAAGACGACCACUGCAUUCCUGACCUGGUCCUGCAGAGUCGUUCUGACCUCCUGGACCGCAGCCAGUUCUGCGCUCAGGCGCUGCGCUCUGGGGGGGUGAUCUGCCGGCCGCAGAGGGUGGCGGAGGAGGAGUCGGUGCGAGUGCUGGAGGCCACCCGGAGGAGGAUGGUGGUGGAGGCGCGUCUGGAGAACCGCGGGGAGAACGCCUACAAUGCCCACCUGAACAUCUCCUACAGCCGCAACCUGCACUUCUCCAGCCUCAUAGUCAAGGACAACUCCGACAUCAAGAUAGAGUGCCGAGGGGAGGAGGGAAAGAGGAACGAGAGGCUCUGCAACGUCAGCGAGCCCUUUAUGAAGGCGCAAGUCCAGGUGUCUUUCCGCCUGGAGUUUGAGUUCAGUCGCUCAGUGUUCCUGGAUCAUGUGAAGGUCGUCAUGGAAAGUGGCAGUGAUGGAGAGGACAUGACGGUCGCUGACAACUCCAAUACUCUCUCUCAUCAGCUGAAAUAUGAAGCCGACCUCCUCUUCACCAGGGACUCCAGCCCCUCCCGCUAUGAGAUUAAAGCAGACCACUCGCUGGAGAAGCCUGGCACCACAGACCUGCCUUUCAACUUCACCUUCCAGAUCCAUAACCUGGGCUAUUUCCCUGUGAGAAACUUGCAGCUGAAAAUUGCAAUCCCUCAAGUGACAAAGACUGGGAACCAGCUUCUGCAGAUAACAGAUUUCUACAUUGAUCAGACAGACGGGUCUCGCUGUGUCCCCCCCAAACCCGCCGCCCAGUUCCGGGAGACCCCAGAGGACCUGUCUCACCUGCCCCAGCUGAACCCGUCUAACACAGGCACCAUCCCCAUCCUGUGCAGCAUCAACCUGGCAGCCCACAGGGAGAUCACCGUGCGGAUCAUAGGGUCGCUCCACCUCCAGACCCUGUAUGCUGUGAAGUUCAAGACCCUGGAUCUGCUGACAACAGCAUCAAUAGAGCUUGACCGCUCCAGCCCUAUGUUUCUGAUUGAGGAGAAGCCAGAGAGACAUAUAAUCCUGGAGAUUAGGAAGGAGGGAGACCACAGGAUUCCCAUCUGGAUUAUCAUCGGGAGCACCCUGGGAGGGCUGCUCCUGCUGGCCCUGCUCAGCCUGGCUCUGUGGAAGCUGGGGUUCUUCCAGAGGCAGAAGCGGCGGGAGGAGGCGGAGCAGGAGGCCAACGGGAAGGUGGCGGAGGAGCGGUAACGGCGAGCACCGGCCGAGACGCGCGCUGGCACAGCACUCAGGGACCGUCCCCGCCAGGGCCUGCCGCAGGCUCCCACACGAGAGGAGCGUUCCACGCACUGGUGUACCCGCCCGUCAAACAAGGACUCAGCCAAUCGCAACCACACUCCGCCUUUGCACUGUGACGCCCGGCUACUCACCACCACCUCAGGACCAAUCAGAGUCCCCCGACCCCUCACCGUCCCAGUGCUUCAAUCCCACUUCAGAGAUGGUGGUGGUAGAAUCCAAAAAUACUGUAUUCCCAAAAUCCCCUUCCUGAUGCAGUCAGCCUCAUCCAGAAUGCAAACUAAACUACUCAAUCGUUUGCUUAUGUUGUUCCCCAUUAACAAGAAAAUACAAGAUAAACUUUAUUAAAGUAUCUGCACUUACCCCAACAUGUACCAGAAAUAUGCCCAAGAACACUUUCUGCCACGGUGUAAACAGUUUGUCAGACACAAAGCGGAUGCACUGAUACCGGUAGCCGACUCCAUUUCAGUGACUGCGUGAGAUUUGCAGCAAAGGACUGACAUCAGGCAACGGACUGGACGCCUCAGGGUCCUCCUACAGCGAUGAGCAGAGGGGUGACAACAGUGGCCACAACUGCUUCAGCACACAGGAUGCCACCAAAGGAACUGAUGAGGAAGGGUUUCCGUUGUCGCCUCCCAGGGAUACUGGCAUCUGGAUAUAGUCGUGAUCUGCAAGCUUACUUCUGCAUUUGUGAGAAAGCGCUUCAACUUGUUUUAUGGAUUCCUCCAGAGACCUUAAAUUUCAAUGUUUUUUUUUAUAUUUUAUAGAUCAAAUACUUAAUAUUGAUGCACUUUUCUAUGUUUUAUAAAGACAAACUUGAAUGUUGUAAAUAGCCAGGUACCUUUUUUUUACAUAACUAACGGAUAUCAUUGUGAUGUACUCCCACAAGGAUUGUGGCAUUACCCUGUAACUAUAGCGACAAUGCAAAACUAGUUUCUUUUCUGACACUUUCUGUCCUGACAUGCUUUGCAUCUCAACAAAUAGCCUUGGUGAAAGGGUAUGCACAUUGUACAGUUCUCUCAGCUCUGUUCAGUCUGUGUGUGCUAAAGACGGACUCACUCCGGGGGUUCCACGGGACCGUCGAGAUGAAGUUGGAAGUAAUUUAAAAGUGAAAAUGUGUCCUUUGUCUUGCGCAGUCUAAAACAAUUGCAGUCAAAAAAAAAAAAAGGAAUCCAAAUAUCACACUUCUAUUAUUUAUCUGUCAAACA